AUGGGCAGCUUUGGCGGAAACAGCUACGGUGGCAGCAGCUUUGGCGGAAGUCGAGGAUACGGUGGUGGUCUAUCGGGCAACUUUGCCUCUUCUGGUUCAUCAGGCUAUGGAUCAGGUUCCUUCGGUGGCUCAAACUACGGAGGCUCAUCUUAUGGAGGCUCAUCCUACGGAGGCUCUUCCAACUACGGAGGCGUCAUUACCGGAGCCGUUCAGUCAAGACGCUCAGUUAGUUAUUACGAUGUUCCCUCGACGUACUCUGACGCUUCUCCUGUGACCAUUGACCUGCCGUCAGGCGUGCAGCCACUCACCUUCCGAAUGAACUCAAGAUCUUCUCCGAUCAACAUUGAGACUUCGCACGAGGGCCAGCCUGGCAGCUACCAGGAGACUUCAUCCGUUGAUGAGCCUCACGUCAGAGUGCACAACGUCCAGAGACCAAUAGUACAGAAGAUUCUGGAGACAAUUCAGCCUUAUCGUCAGAUUCGUCAGGAGGUGCGACCAGUUCAGGAGUCGGUUGAGCAGGUGAUCGCCCGUGGUCAGCCCCAGCAGUCGUACGGUGGAAGCUCGUAUGGUUCUGGCGCAUACAAGUCUGGCUCAUACGGUGGCUCAUCGAGCUUUGGCUCCAACCAAGGCUACGGUUCAGGAUUCAGCCAGGGUGGUGGCUACGGAAAUGCCGGCUACUAG
Messenger RNA from Rhagoletis zephyria (snowberry fruit fly), 681 nucleotides. NCBI's taxonomy places the organism in Eukaryota, Metazoa, Arthropoda, Insecta, Diptera, Tephritidae. The record is from RefSeq and is a predicted model, not a curated record.